AUGCUCGGGGGCCGUCCCGAAGCCGAUUCCCUGCGAAGCGGCGUCGGCUGGGACGGCAACCCCUUCGAAUAUAGUUUCGAGCUGAAAAGCUCCAGUAACACGCAAACUGUUCGGUUCGUCGUCGAUGUCAGUCCCCUGCGGCCGGCCGACGACGCCAACCCGCUCGGCAUCAAGAACUUUGAAACCGUUCGCGACGCGCUGGCAAAGAGCACGCCUGGGUUCGACGACACUUGGUAUCGAUCGCUGCGCCAGUGGUUCGUGCACACGCAUCGCUCGACAGCCGAGCAGAAGCGUCUAGUGGCGCAAGUAGGAUACCAGAUGCCCAUGAUCCUGGCAUUUGAUAUCCGUCGUCGUCUACCGGCGCCCGAUGCCAUCCCCGUGAUGGCCAAGAUGUACUUCCCGCCUUGUUUCACUGCGGCUGCGGAGGGCAUCACGCGGUGGGAAGCCGUGCGCCGGGGCGUGCUCCAACUGCCCAAUAUCGAGUCUCAGCCGAAUAUCCUCCGCUCGCUCGAUCUGAUCCAGGAGUACCUCGACACGAAGCCCAAGGAGUACGAAAACGGGCCCCGCUAUCUGGCGACCGACUUUGUGACGACCGAGAAGGCGCGGCUGAAGAUCUACAUGCGGCCGGCUCGCAAGAUCCUCGCCAUGCAGAGAGAUGCCAUGACGCCGGGGUACAGCACGUUGUUGAUCCACGACCAUAUCGCGCCCCGUGCGCUGGCGCACCCGCAUACCACCGCGUACGAACUGACCAUGAUGGUCAUGGUGGCCGGGACGGAGCGGACGGAGGCGCAUUGGGAGGAGUUGCUACAGUCGGAGGGAUACAAAGUGGUCAAGAUUUGGAGGUCUCCACUGGCGGUGCAGGGGAUUAUCGAAGCGGAAUUAGCUUAA
Molecule: messenger RNA, 888 nt
Organism: Aspergillus pseudoviridinutans
Lineage: Eukaryota; Fungi; Ascomycota; Eurotiomycetes; Eurotiales; Aspergillaceae
Exons: 1
Coding region: 1-888 (295 amino acids)
Biological process (GO): alkaloid metabolic process
Molecular function (GO): O-methyltransferase activity; transferase activity, transferring alkyl or aryl (other than methyl) groups
Source: RefSeq, a predicted model, not a curated record